AUGCCGGACAAAAAUGUGAGUGCAUCACAGGCCCCUGAAGAGGCAGGUACUUAUCCCGUUCUGCCACUGCGUGACAUCGUUGUCUUCCCGCACAUGAUCGUGCCGCUGUUUGUUGGUCGUGAAAAGUCGAUCAAGGCGCUUGAGGAAGUCAUGGGAUCGGACAAGCAGAUCAUGCUUGCCACCCAGAUCAAUGCGGGCGACGACGAUCCGGAGCCUGCAGGCAUCUAUGAAAUCGGCACAAUCGCCAAUGUGCUGCAGCUGCUCAAGCUGCCUGAUGGUACCGUAAAGGUGCUUGUCGAGGGCCGCGCGCGCGCCGAGAUUGUGGAAUACACCGACCGCGAAGAGUAUUACGAAGCCCGCGCUGUCGAGCUGGCCGAACCUGAUGAGGAUCCGGUCGAGAUCGAGGCCCUGUCGCGCUCUGUGGUCUCCGAGUUUGAAAACUACGUCAAGCUCAACAAGAAAAUUUCGCCCGAAGUGGUUGGCGCUGCCAGCCAGAUCGACGAUUACUCGAAGCUCGCCGACACAGUCGCCUCGCAUCUGUCGAUCAAGAUACCGGAAAAGCAGGACAUGCUUUCGACCGUCUCGGUCAAGGGUCGUCUUGAAAAGUCGCUUGGCUUCAUGGAAGGCGAGAUUUCGGUGCUGCAGGUCGAAAAGCGCAUCCGCUCCCGCGUCAAGCGGCAGAUGGAGAAGACCCAGCGCGAGUACUAUCUCAAUGAGCAGAUGAAGGCGAUCCAGAAGGAGCUUGGCGACGGCGAGGACGGCCGCGACGAGAUGGCCGAAAUGGAAGCCCGCAUUGCCAAGACCAAGCUGUCCAAGGAAGCGCGCGAAAAGGCGGACGCCGAGUUCAAGAAGCUCAAGCAGAUGAGCCCGAUGUCGGCCGAAGCGACCGUGGUGCGCAAUUAUCUCGACUGGCUGCUGGGUCUGCCAUGGGGCAAGAAGUCCCGUGUCAAGAUUGACCUGAAUGCUGCCGAGAAGGUUCUUGAGGUCGACCAUUUCGGACUUGAGAAGGUCAAGGAGCGGAUCAUCGAGUAUCUUGCGGUGCAGGCGCGCUCGUCCAAGAUCAAGGGCCCGAUCCUCUGCCUCGUCGGACCUCCCGGCGUCGGCAAGACCUCGCUUGCCAAGUCAAUCGCCAAGGCGACCGGCCGCGAGUACGUGCGCAUGGCGCUGGGUGGCGUCCGUGACGAGGCCGAAAUCCGCGGUCACCGCCGCACCUAUAUCGGCUCGAUGCCCGGCAAGGUCGUCCAGUCGAUGAAGAAGGCCAAGAAGACCAACCCGCUGUUCCUUCUCGACGAGAUUGACAAGAUGGGCCAGGACUUCCGCGGUGAUCCGUCGUCAGCGCUUCUCGAGGUGCUGGAUCCGGAACAGAACUCGACUUUCAUGGACCACUAUCUCGAGGUUGAGUACGACCUGUCCAACGUGAUGUUCAUCACCACGGCCAACACGCUCAACAUCCCUGCUCCGCUGAUGGACAGAAUGGAAGUCAUUCGCAUCGCCGGUUACACCGAAGACGAGAAGGUGGAAAUCGCCCGCAGGCAUCUUUUGCCCAAGGCCGUGCGUGACCACGCGCUCAAGCCCGAGGAGUUCGAAGUCAGCGACGAUGCGCUGUUGCAGAUCGUCCGGACCUACACCCGCGAAGCCGGGGUUCGUAACUUCGAGCGUGAGCUGAUGAAGCUUGCCCGCAAGGCGGUGACCGAGAUCCUCAAGACCGGCGAAAAGAAGGUCAGUGUUACCGCUGACAAUCUCUCCGACUAUCUCGGCGUGCCCCGGUUCCGCUACGGCGAAGCCGAAUUCGACGAUCAGGUUGGUGUUGUCACCGGACUGGCCUGGACCGAAGUGGGCGGCGAGUUGCUGACCAUCGAAGGUGUCAUGAUGCCCGGCAAGGGCAAGAUGACCGUCACCGGCAAUCUGCGUGAUGUGAUGAAGGAAUCGAUCUCUGCGGCGGCGUCCUAUGUCCGCUCGCGGGCUGUCGAUUUCGGCAUCGAGCCGCCCUUGUUCGACAAGCGCGACAUCCACGUUCAUGUUCCCGAAGGGGCCACCCCCAAGGAUGGCCCAUCGGCCGGCGUUGGCAUGGCAACCGCGAUCGUCUCGAUCAUGACCGGCAUUCCGGUGCGCCGCGAUGUUGCCAUGACCGGCGAGAUCACCCUGCGUGGCCGGGUGUUGCCGAUCGGCGGUCUCAAGGAGAAGCUUCUUGCGGCGCUGCGCGGCGGCAUCAAGACCGUGAUGAUCCCCGAGGACAAUGCCAAGGAUCUCCCCGAGAUUCCGGACAAUGUCAAAAAUGGCCUGGAGAUCAUUCCGGUUGCCAAGAUGGGCGAUGUGUUGCGGCAUGCACUUGUGCGGAUGCCCGAGGCCAUCACAUGGGAUCCAGACGCAAAGCCGGAGGCGGCGAUUGCCGCGGAUGCCGGCGAAGAGGGGACGGAAAUGAACAAGAAUGAACUCGUGGCCGCUGUGGCCGAGAAAUCGGGCCUGAGCAAGGGUGAUGCAACUUCGGCUGUUGAAGCCGUUUUCGAAACCAUCACCGGCGAGCUCAAGAAUGGCGGCGACGUCCGUCUGAUCGGCUUCGGCAACUUCACCGUUUCGCGCCGCGAAGCUUCGAAGGGCCGCAACCCGCAGACCGGCAAGGAAGUUGACAUUCCUGCGCGCAACGUGCCGAAGUUCUCGGCCGGCAAGGCCUAUUCGCUGCUUGAGGGCGCACUGCCGAUCAAGACCCUGAUCAAGCGCGCCGUUGCCGAUGACCAGCCAGCACUUGCCAUUACCGACACCAACAAUCUGUUUGGCGCACUGGAAUUCUCUGUAAAGGCCAUGGAAGCGGGCAUUCAGCCGCUCAUCGGCUGCCAGCUUGAUAUCGACAUGGAGGACGGCCAGGCCGGAGACCGGCGGUCUCACCGCGAUCAUCUGCAAAAAUUGCCGUCGAUUGUCUUGUACGCUGCAACACCUGACGGAUAUGACCGUCUGGUCGCGCUGGUCAGCCAGGCCUAUCUUGGCGGCAACAGCACCGAGAGCAAUGAUCGCACCCAUAUCCUGUUGUCCUGGUUGCAGCAGGGGGCGGAAGGCCUUAUCGCGCUCACCGGAGCCACUGGCGGUCCCGUCGACCAGGCAAUGCGCGACGGCCACGCGGAACAGGCCAGGGCCCGCCUGGACACCCUGAAAGACGUGUUUGGUGACCGGCUUUACAUCGAAUUGCAGCGUCAGAGCGGCUUUGACCGGGCGCAUGAAGCCAAGAUGAUUGCGCUCGCCUAUGAUGCCGAGGUUCCGCUCGUUGCCACCAACGAAGCCUUUUUCCCGACACCUGAUGAUUUCGAAGCCCACGAUGCGCUGAUGGCUGUGGCCAACAACGCGGUCAUGUCGGAUGACCGGCGACCGCGUCUGAGCGUGGACAAUUGUCUCAAGUCCCGCGCCGAAAUGGUGGAACUGUUUGCCGAUAUUCCCGAGGCACUGGAAAACACCAUCGAGAUCUCCCGUCGUUGCAGCGCGAUCGUCGAGCGCCGGGAUCCGAUCCUGCCGCGCUUUACCGGCGGUGGUGAGGAAGAUCCGGUCGCAGCUCUUGCCGCUGAAGCCGCAGAGCUACGGCGGCAGUCGAUCGAAGGCUUGGAAAAGAGGCUGGCCCGGAUUGGCCUUGCCGAGGGAUAUACGGAAGCUGAUUACCGCGAGCGGCUGAAGGUAGAACUCGAUAUUAUCGAGAACAUGAAGUUUCCGGGCUACUUCCUGAUCGUGGCAGACUUCAUCAAGUGGGCCAAGGAUCACGAUAUCCCCGUCGGCCCGGGUCGUGGGUCGGGUGCCGGUUCACUGGUCGCCUACGCGCUGACCAUUACCGAUGUCGAUCCAUUGCGCUUCUCCCUGCUGUUCGAGCGCUUCCUCAACCCGGCCCGUGUCUCGAUGCCCGACUUUGACAUCGACUUUUGCCAGGAUCGCCGUGAAGAGGUGAUCCGCUAUGUGCAGAAGAAAUAUGGCCGCGAACAGGUCGGGCAGAUCAUCACCUUCGGAAGCCUGCAGGCGCGUGCGGCCCUGCGCGAUGUCGGCCGCGUGCUGGAAAUGCCAUAUGGCCUGGUUGACCGGAUCUGCAAGCUGGUGCCCAACAACCCGGCCAAUCCAACACCGCUGAACAAGGCGAUCGAGGAAGAGCCGCGCUUCAACGAAGAGGUUGAGAAGGAGCCUGCCGUUGGCCGGCUUCUCGAUAUCGCGCAGAAACUUGAAGGCCUCUACCGUCACGCCUCCACCCAUGCCGCCGGCAUCGUGAUUGGCGACCGGCCGCUGUCGCAACUGGUACCGAUGUACCGCGACCCGCGCUCGGACAUGCCGGUCACCCAGUUCAACAUGAAAUGGGUGGAGCAGGCGGGGCUGGUCAAAUUCGACUUUCUCGGCCUCAAGACCCUGACCGUGCUCAAGACCGCGGUCGGCUUCAUAGCCAAACGCAACAUCACGAUUGAUCUCGAAGCCCUGCCGCUGGACGACCAGCCAACCUACGAAAUGCUCUCGCGCGGCGAGACCGUUGGCGUGUUCCAGGUGGAAUCCGCGGGCAUGCGCAAGGCGCUGAUCGGCAUGCGGCCCGACCGCAUCGAGGACAUCAUCGCUCUGGUCGCACUCUACCGACCGGGUCCGAUGGAAAACAUCCCGGUCUACAAUGCCCGCAAGCAUGGUGAAGAAGAGGUCGCCUCGAUCCACCCCAAGAUCGAUGAUCUGCUGGCCGAAACCCAGGGCGUGAUCGUCUACCAGGAACAGGUGAUGCAGAUCGCCCAGGUUCUGGCAGGCUAUUCGCUCGGAGAAGCCGACCUUCUGCGCCGCGCCAUGGGCAAGAAGAUCAAGGAGGAGAUGGACAAGCAGCGGGUCCGGUUCGUCGAGGGCGCGGUGGAGCGCGAUGUCUCCAAACCGCAGGCCGACAUGAUCUUUGAUCUGCUGGCCAAGUUCGCCAACUACGGCUUCAACAAGUCCCACGCCGCCGCCUACGGCAUAGUCUCUUACCAGACCGCCUAUCUCAAGGCACAUUACCCGGUCGAAUUCCUCGCCGCGUCGAUGACGCUCGAUAUGUCAAACACCGACAAGCUGGUUGAUUUUCGUCAGGAUGCCAGGCGGCUUGGCAUCGAGGUGGUGGCGCCGUCAGUACAGACCAGCUUCCGCCAUUUCGAGACCGGCGACAACAAGAUCUACUACGCGCUGGCCGCCAUCAAGGGUGUCGGCGAUGCCGCGGUUGAGCACAUCGUCGAGGUCCGCGGCGACGAGCCUUUCGCCUCGCUUGAGGAUUUUUGCACCCGCAUCGAUCCCCGCCAGGUCAAUCGUCGGGUGCUCGAAAGCCUGAUUGCGGCGGGCGCGUUUGACUGUUUCGGGCACGACCGCGCCAUGCUCAGCGGAGGGCUGGACCGGGUUCUGGGCUUCGCCCAGCGCGCGCAGGAAAACCGCAUCAGCGGCCAGAGCGACAUGUUCGGCAUCGGCGGCGGUGCGGGCGAGGCCGAGACCAUCCAGCUGCCGGCCACCAUGCCCUGGCUGCCGGCCGAAAAGCUGCACCGCGAAUACCAGGCGCUGGGCUUUUACCUCUCUGCCCAUCCGCUUGAUUCCUAUAAUGAACUGCUGGCAAAGAUGCGGGUUCAGACCUGGGCCGAUUUCUCUGUCGCUGUGAAGGCCGGGGCCACCGCCGGUCGGCUCGCCGGCACUGUCACCAGCAAGCAGGAACGCAAGACCCGCACCGGCAACAAGAUGGGCAUCGUCGCCUUUUCGGAUAGCUCCGGCCAGUACGAGGCGGUGCUGUUUUCCGAAGGCCUGGCACUUUACCGCGAGCUUCUCGAACCGGGAAAAUCCAUCGUCAUCACGGUCACCGCGGAGGAGCGUCCCGAGGGAAUUGGCUUGCGUAUCCAGACGGCCGAUUCGCUGGAAGACCGCGCGGCGCGGGGACAGUCGGCACUCAGGGUGUUCCUGCGCGAUGCCAAGCCGCUCAACUCGGUCUCCACGCAUCUCAAGUCACGCGGCGAGGGCCAGGUGUCCUUUGUCAUGAUCAAGGAUGAUGGCCGUCGCGAGAUUGAGGUCACGCUGCCCGACCGCUACAAGAUUUCGCCGCAGCUCGCCUCGGCCUUGAAGGCCGCACCAGGGGUUCUCGACGUCGAGCUGGUUUAA
Ectocarpus sp. CCAP 1310/34 is the source of this 6099-nucleotide messenger RNA. NCBI's taxonomy places the organism in Eukaryota, Phaeophyceae, Ectocarpales, Ectocarpaceae. The record is from the annotation of a GenBank genome assembly.